Messenger RNA from Daucus carota subsp. sativus, 1381 nucleotides. RefSeq lists its product as uncharacterized. The coding region runs from base 121 to 1146 and encodes 341 amino acids. Gene Ontology annotation, molecular function: protein-folding chaperone binding. The transcript has 3 exons. NCBI's taxonomy places the organism in Eukaryota, Viridiplantae, Streptophyta, Magnoliopsida, Apiales, Apiaceae. Gene Ontology annotation, cellular component: cytosol. The record is from RefSeq and is a predicted model, not a curated record.
AAUAAUAAAAACAACAACAAUAAUAUCUUCAAAGAAAGAUACAGAAACAAAAAUAAAGAUAGAUAGAUACAGUCGUCCUCUUAACUGACAUUUAGCAAGAAGAAGAAAAAUCGAUUGAAGAUGGGCGUUGAUUACUACAAGAUUCUUCAAGUGGAUCGGAGUGCCAAAGAUGAUGAUCUCAAGAAAGCUUAUCGAAAGCUUGCUAUGAAGUGGCAUCCUGAUAAGAACCCCAACAACAAGAAAGAUGCUGAAGCUAAAUUCAAAACCAUUUCUGAAGCUUAUGAUGUUUUGAGUGAUCCCCAAAAAAGAGCUGUAUAUGACCAGUAUGGUGAAGAAGGUUUGAAGGGUCAGGUGCCUCCACCGGGUGCUGGGGGCUUUUCAAGUGCUAGUUCUGAUGGGGCUAAUGGCUAUCGCUUUAAUCCUCGUAGUGCUGAUGAUAUCUUCUCUGAGUUUUUCGGGUUUGCCAGCCCGUUUGGUGGAAUGGGAGAUAUGGGAGGGGCUCGAGGCGGUGGUCCGGGGUUUCAGAGGAGUAUGUUUGGGGAUGAUAUAUUUGCUUCUUUUAGGAAUAGUGCUGGAGAGGGUUCUGCCAGUAUGCCACCGCGGAAAGGGGUGGCUAUAGAGCGCACGUUACCUUGUAGUCUAGAGGAUUUGUACAAGGGUACUACUAAGAAGAUGAAAAUUUCAAGGGAUGCUACCGAUGCUGCUGGGAGACCAACUACAAUGGAGGAAAUCCUGACAAUUGAGAUCAAGCCUGGUUGGAAGAAAGGAACAAAAAUCACUUUUCCAGAAAAAGGGAAUGAGCAACGCGGUGUUAUACCUUCCGACCUUGUCUUCAUCAUUGAUGAAAAGCCCCACAACGUCUUCAAGAGGGAUGGCAAUGAUCUCAUUGUCACCCAAAAGAUCUCUCUGGCAGAAGCAUUGACAGGUUACACUGCACAGGUUACCACCCUUGAUGGCCGUAUCCUAACGACACCCAUUAGUUCUGUCAUUAGUCCAACCCAUGAAGAAGUUAUCAAAGGGGAAGGGAUGCCCAUCCCCAAAGAACCUACGAGAAAAGGGAACAUGCGAAUCAAGUUCAACAUCAAGUUCCCUACAAGGCUGACAGCGGAGCAGAAAACUGGAAUCAAGCGGUUAUUGACUUCUUGAUGACUCAUGUAAAGCUCCCAGAAAACUCAUGUAUGCUAGAGUUUAUCUCUUUUUUUUUUUAAUUUAUUUUUUUCUUUAUUUUUAUAUUUUGGGCACCUUCUGCAGAGGAAGUUACUGUGCUGGUACAUCUUGAAUUCCUUAUCUAGGUUCUUGACAUUAACUUUUCAGUUUUAUACGUUGUUGUGCUUGCAUUGUUGUUUGAGCUUUUAUUUUUAUUUUAGAGUGAGAUUUUGAA